Bemisia tabaci is the source of this 7268-nucleotide messenger RNA. RefSeq names its product E3 ubiquitin-protein ligase SIAH1A. The record is from RefSeq and is a predicted model, not a curated record. Gene Ontology annotation, molecular function: ubiquitin conjugating enzyme binding; zinc ion binding; ubiquitin protein ligase activity. NCBI's taxonomy places the organism in Eukaryota, Metazoa, Arthropoda, Insecta, Hemiptera, Aleyrodidae. Gene Ontology annotation, biological process: multicellular organism development; proteasome-mediated ubiquitin-dependent protein catabolic process. Gene Ontology annotation, cellular component: cytoplasm.
UCCACACCCGGGGUUGUUUGCGUUGCGUUUGCAAGGUGCAAAUAAAAUUCGUGAUUGUUCUCCUUUUCGUUCUUCCAUUCAUUGCCCAUUACUACGAAAUUACUAAAUCUCAAUGAAUAUACUGUAAAUAUUGCUCAUCUCUGUCCACUUGAUGGAAUUAGUAAUUCAGGAAUAAUUCGCUCUCGCGAUUGUAGUUGUGGAUCAAUAGUGUUUCGUUCUCUUUGAUAAUUUAGUGUAGGUAGAUAGCUCUCAGAUAAUGACUUUCGUACUUCUAUGACAUUAGUUGAUUUGAUUUUUCAAUUCUUCCUGGACUCUUCAGAAUACAUGAAGAUGAGCGGUAAUCCGCCAGGAAUGGUACCAGUCAGCAAAAAACGGAAUGAGAGGAGUUCCUCUUCUAGCAGUGGAGGAAGCUCUUCGACAAAUCUCUCUGGUCUCGGUCUAAGUCAAGAUCUUUCCAAUUUAUUUGAGUGUCCCGUAUGUUUUGAUUAUGUCUUGCCUCCAAUUCUUCAAUGUCAAAGUGGUCACCUCGUAUGUUCUAAUUGCCGGCCAAAACUCUCAUGUUGCCCCAACUGCCGAGGCCCAUUAGGCAACAUCAGGAAUCUGGCCAUGGAGAAAGUUGCUGGAUCCGUUUUAUUCCCGUGCAAGUAUGCCACAUCGGGCUGUACUAUCUCGCUUCUCCACACGGAAAAAAUCGAGCACGAAGAAUUCUGUCAGUACAGGCCUUACACUUGUCCUUGUCCAGGGGCGUCUUGCAAAUGGCAAGGCACUGUCGAGCAGGUCAUGCCACACCUCAUGUGCACUCACAAAUCCAUCACAACCUUGCAAGGUGAGGAUAUUGUCUUUCUUGCCACAGACAUCAAUGUACCGGGAGCUGUUGAUUGGGUCAUGAUGCAAUCUUGCUUCAAUCAUAACUUCAUGCUCAUUCUAGAGAAACAACAAAAGUACGAUGGUCAUCACCAAUUCUUCGCUAUUGUUCAACUUAUUGGGUCAAGGAAGGAAGCAGAAGGUUUCGCAUACAGGUUAGAAUUGAACAGCAGACGCAGGCGUUUGUCGUGGGAAGCCACUCCGCGCAGCAUUCACGAAGGAGUCUCUUCAGCAAUCGUGAACUCAGACUGCUUGGUUUUUGACACAAACAUCGCUCAAUUGUUUGCAGAAAACGGCAACCUAGGAAUCAAUGUGACUAUCUCAACUACUUAAUGACCUCGGUGGAAUUAAUCUUAUCAGGUUGCUUAGUUUGAGAUUGACUUAUGUAUGUUUUCUUCCUUGAUGUAUUGAUAGUAGUUUGAAGUUUAAAAUGACUAUCAACACAUUAUGAAAGAAAAAAUAGGUAAGCCAGUCUUACUUAACCCACCCAUUUAUAUUUGCGAGGGGCCAGGCUUUUUUUUAUUUCGCAACUUUGUAAACCAUUAUUAUGAUAUAUUUCCUUGCAAUGAACCAUAGGGAAGAGGAACUCCUCAAGAAAAGGAGUCCCUGAUCUUGGCGGGAGUCAUAAAAAGUCAUUUAGGUAUUAGCGUUAAGAGGCGUACAUCGGAAUGUGAUAUCUUUUAAAUCUAAUUGUUUAUUUAUUUUUAUUCACGUGUAAAUAUCGAAAAGUUUAACAUCAAAAUUUUCUUAUUUAGAUUGUAUAGUUUCUUUAAUAUCUCCGAGCUGUAAAUAGCCAAUCUUGAUUAAGAAUCCACGUAUCUCAAACCAGAGCCCGCAUGAUUCAUUGAAAAAGAAUACACCUUGAAUGGGGCUCUCUGUUUUUUAAAAUCUGAAUUUUCAAAAUUUGCGCCCUUUGCCAUCUGCCCACCAUUACACAGUGAUUUGUGUUCAAGGAAGGGAUUCUUUAAGGAAAUAGAAUAAUUUUUGAAAUAAGUUGCAGACUCAAGCAGUCAACAGGUUUUUUUGGUUGAAUAUUUGGCACCGUCCAAUGCCUACUCACAAAAUUUUUCCACAAAUCAGAGCCAAGGUUUUUUUUAUUUUAUUUUAUUUUAUUUGAAUCCAAUGUUGUUUCCGUUUGCUUGCCAGAAAUUCAGUGAAAGUUUCAUUUUUUUGGCAGAGCCUCCAGCACAGAAAAAUUGAAUGUAUGAUCAAGUCAUUGGUCAUUUCUGGAAAAUAAAAGGGUUUGAUUUACCUUCUUUUUUCGAUCUUACAAACUUGAAUAGCAUUUUAAUGAUCUUCGUGUAUGUCUCGAGAGACAUACACGAGACAUACAUCGGUAUAUUUACUGCAUUUGUAUGAGUUAUGGAUGGGACUGUAAGACCACCUUUUUAUUCAAUUUAUCAAGUGUUUCCUUAGAGCAGUGCGGAAGAGGGAAAAAAUUUGAGUUUGAAAAUAAACGCAUAAUUAUUUUAAAAAAAUAUAACUACAAGAGUCCCGAAGUCCGAAACUAGUGUCUGAGGCAUCACAUUAAAAUUUACAUUAAUGUAUGGAUGAAAAAUUCUUCACUGGUCUAGGGGAAUUUUCUCAUAAAUGUACUUUGCACACUAUAUGAGAACUCCUUACAUUCUACUGUCAAUCGUAGGUCUAUGCUAGUGUUUUCAUGGUUUGAAUCAGUGGCAAAGUGUGAAUCAUUGUCUAUCAAGAAUUUUCCAUUUGGAGCUAUGGUAGAGAAUCGAUUAGUGGGGUGCUCAUUGUGAACACCUUAGUAAUUGAUUCUCUUCUGUAAGUUGAAAUGGUAGAUAAAUCACCAUAAAGCACGCCACGUCACUGGUUUGAAUGUAGCUGUAACAUACCUCUAUUUCUUCUUCUAUUUAGAUUAUUAUGAAGAAAAUUAGUUAAGCAGGGAUUAGUUUGAUCUAUAAUUUUUAUGACCAUAGCCGCACAGUUUGUAUGAAUGAUCAUUAAACUGCUAAUGCUUUGUUAGCAUCAUAAAAAAAUGAACCAUCAAAGAAAAACUGUCACAGCCUAAGAAUAUGAAUGAUAUCCAACAUUUUUGGCAUCUUAAAAGCGUUCUUUAUAUCAAGGAAAGCAUUUAAAGACUCCUGCAUAGAAAGACAUUCCGUGUUAUUUUAAUGUUUUUGCGAUUUUAAAUCUUUCAAAUGCACUGACCCUGAAGAGAACUUUGAAUACCGUAAUAUUCAAAUUUGAGAGUUUUUAACAUUUUCGAAUCGCGACAGUGAAGAGGAGAAUCAAUGAAGCUUAUCAAUGGUAAUCCAAUGUGAUUCCGCCUAUCAGUGAUUUUGUCCCUUUAUUUUACAGAAGUAUUGACUUGUGCACUUGUUACAACUGAUAACUUUUGUUAUCAGUCGUCAAAGUUGUAAAUUUUUAUUAUUACAAACCGAUGUUUCUUUGCACUUUGUCAACAGGGGUAAACUUGUGUUAAACUACUUUGAUGUACUUCAGUUAAACUCAUGUGUGGUUAGAGAAUAGCUCACUCUGCCUCCCCAAAACAGUUUCAACUGAGCUCGAUGAAGGUGUAAAACUAACUGUACUGUGUUGGCAGAAUAAGUUUUCUUUGAAUAAUUUCUCCUAAAAAUUCUUCACACCCUCGAGUCUAUAAGUAUCAAGCAAAUACGAGAUACAACUACAAUAUUAUUUGGGUUGUCAAAUCAAAGUUUUUUAACUCUGCGGGUGAAGUUUGCAAUAUCAGUUUUGGUUAAGUAGAAUGUCCUCAGGCAAUUCUUCCCCAUCCUGAACAACUUCUUUCAUCAUUAUAAAUUGUGUUUGAACUUGUCCAAAUGCAAAUCUAUUGGUUGUAGGUCAUUUAGUGUGCUUCUUCUUUGAAUAGAUUCAGUGGUCACCAACCGUCUUCCAACUUUCCGUCAAUUUCAGGAUCUAUUUUCAGAGCUCUCUCUUGCAAUUUUACAUAGCUUUUGUAGAUUUUUCUGUCAGCCCUGCUCAUUCUCCAGCUAUGUUUCAACGGUCAUUUUCCAUUUUCUUUUCAAUUUUUCAUAAUCAUUUUUUGUUCUGAAUUAAUUUUUGCGUCAGAUUCUAACAUUUAUGGAUACAUUUUGGAAAUUUUCUGAAAACAGACACUUUUAUCAGCGUAAUUUCUGUCCAGUCGUGGUGUAAGUGCCUGCAUGUUUGGCAAUGGGACCCACACAAGCUAACUUCACAGUUUUGCAUGAGUUUACUGUCGAAACAUUUUUGUUGUUUUUUUCAUCGGUGAAAAUUGACCUCACCGCUAUAUUUUUCUAGCUUCUUUGUGUAUAAAUCGCAGGAAAUUGGUUUUUUACUUUCAGUGAACAAGAGAUCCAAGAAUUCAGUAGUAUUUUGAGAAAGGUUUAUUCUCUUGUCAUUCAAGACGUUUAGUUUACCCCUCUCUUUUUCCCUCAGUUUUACUUUUGAGUCUGCUCGCAAAUUAAUUCAUACAUUUAAAGAAGAAAUAUUUCUUUUUGUUAUCGUUACGGUCAGAUCACCUAGUGUCUACUCGACAUCCUUGUUUUUUGGUUUUUUACUGAGUAAUAGACGUUUUACUAUUUUAAAAAAGACAGUGAAUAGAAAUAACACAGAUGGAAUAUUGUUGUUAGGACUGUCCUUUUCCACCAGCUGCCAGGAGAGAAAUAAUUAAGGAAGUUCCCAGAAAGGCCCAUAAAACAUGGGAAAAUUCGUCUCGUCACUCUGUUUCAUCUAGACAAAUAUCUAACCUAGAGCACUGAUCAUAGUUAUGCUGCUGUUUGCGCAGAUAGCCCCCGGCUCGAGAAGUGAGCACACCUGAAUUAUUAUAGGCCCAGCCAGAAUCCCCCUCAAUGGGCCUCUAGACAGGGUAUCAAUUAAAGCAGUACUUGACAUGUUUCCUUUUUAAAAUUUCAAGAAGAAAAGGAAUCGCUCAUCGGAAUGCCUGGAAAUCAACUCCUGAACAAGGUAUAAGUGUUCACCACUAACAUUGGUCAAAUGGCAAAAAUGCAAAUAACAUCAUUCGUAUCAUUCAACUGAAGUUUGAUCCAUACGAAAGAUUUUUUCAAAAUUUUGUUCAGGAGUCGUUUUCCAAAGUUCCUGUCAUAUAAAUUGUUUUUUAACAUAAGAUUUUGAAGAGGAAACAUGUGACUUUCAUUCUAGGCUAGACCUUGCCUAGUGGCCCAAUCAAAAAUUGUAAAAUCUGAGUUGUUGAAACAUACAAUAAAAUAGUCGCUGGACUGGAUGUAUUCAAAGUUGUGUCUUGCACAAGAACUUGAAUUCAGUAAUACGAUUUCUUUAAGAAUUUAAAGAGGAUCAGUUUCACUCAUCAUAAUUACUUUAAUAUCAGAGACACGAUAUUGUAUGGCAAUUCUAAUCAUUUUCCAGAACAUCAUACAAUUAAGUCAAGAAAGAAAGAUAAUGUUUUAAUUAUGAUGGUUCUCCGAAUCUUUCAUUCUUUUGAUUACUUAUCAAAUGUUAGUCCAUGGGCAAGUGCGAAAGAUCCAACGAAACAGUUCUACUAAAAAAAUCAAGCAGGGACCUUUCGUCCCCACCAUAAGCUGAAGGAGACAGAGAAGAAAAUUCUAGAGAAACCCUGGGUUACAGAGAGAUAUCCUCAUGAACAUAAUCGCCAAACCAUAAUUUACAAAGCUUAGCCAGAGAACUGUGCUGUGCAAGUCAAAGAAGCUCAUUUUAUUAAAUACUCUAUCCAAUGUUAUCAUCAGAAAAGUUGCAUUUCAGUUGUGGAAAGGUAGAGCGAGCACUGAACUAACAGGACGCAUUUACAAGACAAAAGAAUUUGAUUUACAUACAAUUUCCUUUUUAGGUAGAUUUUUUUUUUCCUUUAAAUGAAGAGUAUCAGUAUCGGAGAAAGCCCAAGGAAUUCACUCAUCAAUGAUGGAAGUCCAAAUAUGUCUUUCUCAGAUUUCAAUGUCAUAAGUCUUCACAUAUGUUUUAUUUUUUACAGGAAAACUACUCAACAGUUCUUUUUGAAAUUAUCUGUGAAUUUUUGUUACUCAUUUUAUAAAAAUCAUCCUAUUUUAAAGAGAAACAAUUUAAUUAGUUUUCCUGAAAGAAAAUAAAACUCACAAGAUUUUGACUCUAGACGGUAAUCGCAGGCUGAAAAUAUAACUUUGGCUGCUUGAACUGUUUUAAAGCCGAGUUUUCUCUUCUCCAUCUCGAUGUUACAACAGGAAAAAUUUAAGAUAUUCAAAAUUUGGAAAAUUUAAUGUACCUCGAUAAAUGUAUCGAAUUAGCGUAGGUAGGCAGAGCCGUACUAGACUUCAGAUUCAAUCAUGUCAAUUUUAUUGUGUCAGUUCUGUAGCGCUCUUCCUUCUUAUGGUGGUAAAGAUGACAAAGGUGAGCAUUAUCAAGAGCUCUUCAAACUUAGAAAUGUAAGAGAUAGGUGUUAAGAUCUCAAGUGAAAGGUACACAACUACAACCAGCAACUUGAAGUUUGUAGUUGAAUGAGAAUCUUGUUUUAAUGAUAUUAAGUGUGAUUGGUUUAUUCUUGAUUUAAUCAAUGCCUUAAGAUUGUGAGGCACUAGGGUCAUAUUCAUAGUCUUACCUUCAAUAAUUCCUUUCCUAUGGAAGGCGCUUUCUAGUUCACAUUAUGAUGAAGGAAACCUCUAAUAUAGCAUCAUAAAAAGGACAUUUUCUACAAACUUCGGGUAAAAUUCAACUGUGCAAAUUUCGAAAUGGGUCCUUGCGAGGGAUUACAAUGAUUUGCCACUGCAAAAAAUUUAAACUUCAAAAGAGGAAAUAUUGCAUACAUACAUAUAUGUCGCUCCUUCAGUGCCUCAUGUGCCUGUCUCUCCAAAAGUUAUUGGGCAACUGAUAUCGUUAAGUUUCUUGGUGGACGCCUUGCCACUAUCCCCUCAUGGAAUAUAUUGCUACUUUUAAAAAUUUUAAGAUAGGUUUGUACCUACCUUAUAGUUUUUCAAUUUUUUUUAUUUUAUGCUUUGUAUUUUUUAUAGUGUUAAAUCUUUGUAAUCCCCUGUAAGGAUCUAUUUUCAAAGUUACUCAUUUGAAUUUUAAUCAAGGCCUGUUAAAAUCGUCCCUCUAUUGAUGCUAUUUCAAAAGCCUCAUUAAUCACACUAAAAACCAUACUGGGUUUCCGUAAGAAAAGGAGCUUUUUAAAGAUAGACUAUGAAUACGACCCUCGUUCUCUCUCUCGUCUUGAAUUUCUAAGUUAGAUUCUAUGAACUUCUCACCGGGUAUUUCAGUUUUCACGGUUGAACAAGAGGUUCUCUUUUGAUACCCAAUGAUUAAAAUUGCUGUGGGUUAGUCAAAAUCGUUUGAUAGUUUAUUCUCGUUUUGUAAGUUGACCAUCAGUCUCUCAAGUGAGGCGCAUUGUGUUUAGGGUUUUUGAUGCAUCUCAAAAUUUUUCUGUAAGAUAACCUAGUUAAUGGAUUCACUGAAAAUAAAGUGAUUGUUUUGAAAAAAAA